AUGCUAACUUGGGAGAGCCAGGUUAGGUUUGCAAGCAACACCGCCUUGACAAAGAAGCUAGCCUUCAUUACAUUCCUCAUCAUUGCGUUAUGUCCCGUCACAACGGUCAUGUCUCAAGACCACAAGGUCAAGCCAGGUUCAGACGCAGAUUCCCUCUUGAGAUUCAAAGACACUUUAACAAAUGCUUCUGUCAUUAGCAGCUGGGACCCAUCAACACCACCUUGCAUGAAAAAAUCAUCAAACUGGUUCGGUGUUCUCUGUUUCGCGGGACAUGUCUGGGGCUUACAACUCGAAGGAAUGAGUUUAACCGGGAAGCUAGACCUAGAACCAUUGACUCACAUCAAGAACCUAAGAACCUUAAGCUUCAUGAACAACGAUUUCGAUGGUGCAAUGCCACCUGUCAAGAAACUCGUCUCGUUGAAGUCAUUGUACUUGUCUAACAACAGAUUCUCAGGGGAGAUACCCGCUGAUGCGUUUGAUGGUAUGCAUCAUUUGAAAAAACUUUUGUUGGCGAACAACGCAUUUCGUGGGAAUGUACCUUCUUCUUUAGCUUCUUUGCCAUUGCUUCUAGAGGUGAGGCUAAAUGGUAACCAGUUCCAAGGAGCCAUACCUGAUUUUAAACAGAAAGAUCUUAAGUUAGCUAGCUUCGAGAACAAUGACCUCGAAGGACCGAUACCCGAAAGCUUACGAAACAUGGAUCCUGGCUCCUUUUCAGGGAACAAGGACUUGUGUGAUCCUCCAUUAGCCUCAUGCUCAGAGGGUACAUGGUUUUUUCUGAAUCCCCCUUCUACUUCAACGGAGAAGAACAAGAACAAUACCAACUCAUUCUACACCAUUUCAAUCGUUUUGAUUGUCAUUGGUGUAAUACUAGUGAUCAUCUCUCUUGUGGUUUGUAUCUUUCACACCAGAAAACAGAAAUGCUUGUCUGCUUAUCCAUCUGCUGGACAAGACAGGGCAAAUAAAUACAGUUAUGACCAACCUGCAAGCAUGGAGAGAGCCGGGGAGUCUGUUAAUAGCUAUACUACAAGGAGAGUAUCAUCAGCACCGGACCAGGACAAACUCUUGUUUCUUCAAGAAGACAUUCAGAGAUUCGACCUUCAAGAUCUUCUAAGAGCUUCUGCUGAAGUUCUUGGGAGUGGUUGCUUUGGUGCUUCUUACAAAGCAGGGAUUAGUAGUGGCAAGACUCUGGUUGUGAAGAGGUAUAAACAUAUGAACAAUGUGGGAAGAGAUGAGUUUCAUGAGCAUAUAAGGAGGUUAGGGAAGCUGAGUCAUCCGAAUCUGUUGCCUCUUGUGGCUUACUAUUACCGUAGAGAGGAGAAGCUUUUGAUUGCUGAGUUCAUGCCUAACCGUAGCUUAGCUAGCCAUCUUCACGCGAAUCAUUCUGUGGACCAACCUGGUUUGGAUUGGCCAACAAGGCUAAAGAUUAUACAAGGAGUUGCUAAGGGUUUAGGUUACUUGUUCAAGGAGCUACCAACACUAACCAUCCCACACGGUCAUCUCAAGUCAUCAAACGUUGUACUUAACAAAGGAUUUGAGCCUCUCUUAACAGACUACGCGCUAAGACCAGUGAUGAACUCAGAGCAGUCUCAUAACCUAAUGAUUGCUUAUAAAUCUCCAGAGUACAGCUUAAAGGGACAUAUAACGAAGAAGACCGAUGUUUGGUGCCUCGGUGUCCUGAUCUUGGAGCUUAUAACUGGUAGGUUCCCUGAGAACUAUCUAAGUAAAGGGUACGAUGCUAACAUGAGCCUCGUGACUUGGGUGAGUGACAUGGUUAAGGAGAAGAAAACGAGUGACGUGUUUGACAAGGAAAUGAUUGGGAAGAAGAAUUGUAAAGCAGAGAUGCUAAGUUUGUUGAAAAUAGGGUUUAGCUGUUGUGAAGAAGAUGAAGAGAGGAGGAUGGAGAUGAGAGAUGCUGUGGAGAAGAUAGAGAGGUUAAGUGAGUCUUCUGAUACUGACUUGGACGCUUCUACCAAUGUCUUUGCUUCUCGGUUGAUAGAAGAUGAUGACGUUGGUUUUGCGGUGAAUCGAUGA
Eruca vesicaria subsp. sativa (arugula) is the source of this 2031-nucleotide messenger RNA. NCBI's taxonomy places the organism in Eukaryota, Viridiplantae, Streptophyta, Magnoliopsida, Brassicales, Brassicaceae. The record is from the annotation of a GenBank genome assembly.